AUGACUCCAUUGAUAGUGCUUCUUGUUAGUUUUCUCGGCACUUCUGCUGCUCAUGGAUCAGAACUAGGAAACUCCGGUGUGGAAUCAAGGUUUGUAUUAAAUCCUCAGCCUGCAUCACCACAAUUUGUUAAUUCCAUACUGGAACUUCUAAGCCGACUGCCCUUCAACCUGUACAACAACUAUAUCUGUAAUGUGUACGCCGAUGUUUAUUCUGCUCCUUAUUUUCAUGGGUACCCGUAUACCUAUUAUUACUACAGUAGAGGCAGGCGUGAGGCGUACAGCACGUACGAGUUGUAUCAAUACAGUCAAACAGUGAAAGGAACAUUCAAGAUCCUAUCUUCCUACUGGAGCCACAAAGAAUUUAAGAGUUUAUAUGAUGAAGUCCGGGAGAUAGCUACUGAUAUCAUGUCCAGAAGAGAUCAGAAAGGACCCACCGUUGCUGAAACUACAAGACGAGUCCUAAAGAAUUACUUAUCCAGAAAUAAAGUUUCUAUGAAUGUAGAUAAUGUUCACAGUGCUAUCGUUAAAAUAAAUACAACACCAAAAAGGAUCUUCCAAUCUUCUGUCAACUAUUUUGUAAGAAGCUCAUGUAGUGCUGUAAGGAGUAACUCGCAUUGUAAUUAUGUACGACAUAUGACUACUUCCGGUCUAUGUAGUACAGUCUACUUUAGUAACCUAAUGUUUAACCAAUGUUGUGAGGGUAACACAACUACCGGGGGUGUAACGGCAACAUUAACUACUACAGCUACUUCUACCUCCAGCACAACUACUACCACUACUACUAUUAGCAGCAGUGAUUCCUCUACAGCUUCUACUAAAG
Lottia gigantea (owl limpet) is the source of this 820-nucleotide messenger RNA. RefSeq lists its product as hypothetical. NCBI's taxonomy places the organism in Eukaryota, Metazoa, Mollusca, Gastropoda, Lottiidae. The annotation marks the transcript as partial. The transcript is spliced from 2 exons. The record is from RefSeq and is a predicted model, not a curated record.